This is a messenger RNA of Sardina pilchardus (European sardine), 975 nucleotides long. Its product is annotated as chemokine XC receptor 1-like. The record is from RefSeq and is a predicted model, not a curated record. Gene Ontology annotation, molecular function: C-C chemokine binding; C-C chemokine receptor activity. Gene Ontology annotation, biological process: calcium-mediated signaling; G protein-coupled receptor signaling pathway; cell chemotaxis. The coding region runs from base 1 to 975 and encodes 324 amino acids. Gene Ontology annotation, cellular component: external side of plasma membrane; membrane. NCBI's taxonomy places the organism in Eukaryota, Metazoa, Chordata, Actinopteri, Clupeiformes, Clupeidae. The transcript has a single exon.
AUGGAAUUCAAUGGAACACUGACAACUGAUGGUUACUACUAUGGUUCAUACUCUGAUGAGGACGUGAUUGAGUUCCAUGGGAUUGUCUACGCUGUCUGUUACAGCCUGAUCUUCUGCGUCAGCCUGACUGGGAACAGCUUCCUGCUCUGGACCCUUCUGCAGCAGGAGGACCUGAGGUGGACGUCCAACCUGCUGCUGCUGCACCUCACUGUGUCCGACCUUAUCUUCACCAUGCCGCUUCCAAUCUGGGCCGUGAAUGCCAUCCACGGCUGGGUGAUGGGCGAGGUGGCAUGCAGGCUCCUGAGCGGCGUACGUUUCCUGGGCUUCUACAGCUACAAGGCCUUCCUCACAGCCUUGACUGUGCACCGGUACAUGGGAGUCUUGUACCCCGACACAGCGUCCUCCUUCAAGCUCAAUGUUCACCUUCUGAGUGGCGGCCUGUGGGUCCUCUGUUUGGCCUUCAGCAUACCUGAUAUGGUGUUCUCAGGGACAGAGGUUGGAGGUAACUUGGUGCACUGCAUCCAGACAUACAGAUCGCACAUGCCAGAGUAUCUUAUGUAUUACAUUCAGAUUACAAUUUUCUUCUUGUUGCCAUUUGCUGUCAUCACGUUUUGCUACUCACGGAUGUGGUUUCGCAUUCGGGAAAUCAGGAUGUGGAAGACGAACCAGGCAGCGAGGCUGAACCAGGCAGCGAGGCUGAUCUUCAUCAUUGUGGUGUGUUUCUUUGUCUGCUGGGCACCAUACAACAUCAUCCUCCUCCUCUACUCGCUGACGCUCCAUGGCCUGAUUCCUGACCAACUCACACAGUCAGCCGCCUUUGACUACGCCUACACUGUGUCUCACACCCUGGCCUACUCCCACUGUUGCCUCAGCCCCCUCAUCCAAAUCUUGGGUGCAAGAAAGUUCAGAGAACGCAUCUCUGAUGCCUUCUGGCGGCUGAGACAGGGCCCAGACUCCCAGCGCACACACCCAUGA